AUGCACUUCGCAUUCCCACCUCGCAAGACGUCACAUCCCCCGCCGUAUGCGGCGCGCUCAACUCGCCCAGGCUUCUUGCGCUACUCCCAGCUCCGGAAUCUGCUUAUCCUAGCUGUCGGUGCCGUGGUGACGAUAUAUCUGCUCUCUGGUCCGUCCUCGGGCUCCAGCAGUGUAUCGAUACCGGCCGGCACUCCCAAAGCUGUCGUCGUCACCACUCUCGACCCUUCGCUGAGCGAAUCCUACAAAGCUGCCAUCAAGGCCAACCGAAAGCACUAUGCCGCUAAGCACUCGUAUGCAGCUUUCUUCCCCAACACGACCGACUACCCUCUCGGUGACAACCCUACCUCAUGGUCACUCGUACCUGCUAUGCGCCACGCCAUGGCUCUCUAUCCCCACACUCCCUACAUCUUCUACCUCACCAGCACAGCUCUGAUCAUGAACCCCUCUUUGUCAAUCGAAGACCACAUUAUGGAGCCUCGCCGUCUCGAGUCCCUGAUGCUGGUCGACAAGCCCGUCGUCCCUCCGGAUUCCGUCAUCAAGACUUUCUCCCACCUCAAGGGUGAUCGCAUCGAUUUCGUCCUGUCGCAGGACAACGAAGGCCUAGCCGGCGGUAGCAUGGUCAUCAGAGCAGGAGAAUGGGCCAAGUUCUUCCUCGACUCUUGGUUCGAUCCCCUAUACCGCAGCUACAACUUCCAAAAGGCUGAAGCCCACGCCCUUGAGCACAUUGUCCAAUGGCACGGCACAAUCCUGGCCAAGCUAGCACUCGUGCCUCAACGCAUCCUAAACUCGUACACACAGGGCCCGGCCGAGGGCAUCUACAACGAAGGCGAUUUCGUCGCAAACUUCCACGGCUGCAUCCGCGACGCGAAACGCAACUGCGAGGCAGAGAUGCAACCACUCCUCACCAGGUGGAGAGAAAUCACCGAUCGCGAGCGAUGA
Aureobasidium namibiae CBS 147.97 is the source of this 939-nucleotide messenger RNA. Its product is annotated as putative alpha-1,6-mannosyltransferase subunit. The record is from RefSeq and is a predicted model, not a curated record. NCBI's taxonomy places the organism in Eukaryota, Fungi, Ascomycota, Dothideomycetes, Dothideales, Saccotheciaceae. Gene Ontology annotation, molecular function: alpha-1,6-mannosyltransferase activity. Gene Ontology annotation, biological process: protein N-linked glycosylation. Gene Ontology annotation, cellular component: mannan polymerase complex; Golgi membrane. The transcript is spliced from 3 exons. The coding region runs from base 1 to 939 and encodes 312 amino acids.